This is a messenger RNA of Podarcis muralis (Common wall lizard), 1165 nucleotides long. The record is from RefSeq and is a predicted model, not a curated record. Lineage: Eukaryota; Metazoa; Chordata; Lepidosauria; Squamata; Lacertidae.
CGGCGGGGCGGGAAUCCCAGGGAGCGUCGGGGAGGCGCCUGCCUUUAAUGGGCGCGAUGCAAUAACAUGAGCCCAAAGCGGGCGAGAGACGGGCAGCGCAGCUGUCGGGGCAGCGCUCCCUGCUCCUUCGGGCACCGGCCGGGCAGCGCGGGGCGGGCGUCCCGCUGGCAAGAGGCCGGCGGCGAGCCGACUGAUCCCGCCCGAGGGGCUCCUGUGUCAGCGGCGGCUAAGCAAACACAGAUGGGUCUCUCGGCCGCCGCGGCGCGCAUUCCGCAGCGAGGCUGGCGGCGCGUCGGGGACUCCAGAUGACGCGCUGAUCCCACAGCCCGGCUGGCCAGGGUAGCGGCGGCAGCGUCGCCGGGCAGAGCGCGAGGCCGGGCGCCGGGCGCGGAGAGGCGGCUCCCGCCAUGAGGAACCUGCCGCUGGCCGGCGACGAGGAGCGCUGGGGCCGCCUCUGCCUCAAGGAGCUCGGCGGCAUCCAGAAGCUCCACAGGAAGCGGGGCAAAGAGCCCGCCAAGCAGCGCCUCAGCGGCGGACGGAGCUCCCGCGCGGCCUCGGCGGGCGCUCCGGACGGGGCCCCCGAAGCCGGCGGCGGCGAGGCGGGCGCUGAGGCGGGGAAAGGCGCCUUCCCCGCGGGGCUGCUGGCGCCUCAGCCGCGCGCGUCGAGGAAAGACGUCGAGGGGCCGCUCCGCCAGGCUUUCGCCGACCCCCGGGUUAUGGCGUGCCGGCCGCUCGAGAGCCCCUUCCCGCCCCUUUCGCGCGUCCCGGCUUGCGGCGGCGGCGGCGGCGAGGCGUCCCUGUCGCCCGGGCGGCGGGCGGGCGAGGCGGCGGGAGCGUCCCCGGAGAUCCGCGCCAUCCAGCAGACGAGGCGGCUGCUGGCCAACGCCCGCGAGAGGACCCGCGUGCACACCAUCAGCGCCGCCUUCGAGGCUCUGAGGAAACAGGGUUCCAGAUGUGUGUCUGCCCUCCCAUUCAUUCAUCUGGGCCCCUGGAGGGGGAAAUUACUUUCAAAGGAAACCUGAAGUAAAAAACCCAACACCCACCAGGUAGGAACAGGUUAAGUAUCUCUUCACUGCUCUGGAUUUCUCCCUCCCAGUAUAAAGAAAAACUCACAAGAAAAAGUAAUAAUAAUUACUUUUUAUGUUAGAGGAGCAGAACCAAGUUA